AUGGACAUCGGCGGAGAAGACAGGACUACCAUUGAAGAUAAUAACGUUUUAACGCCGCAUCGGUCGAUAUGGAGCGACUCAAACGAAAACAGAAUAGAUGGAAUUGCCAUUUUAAUAAACAAUUCUCACAUCGAAUUUAAACAGAGUACGAUAGUGAAUGACGGGCUAUCAUUUUUAGCACAAUUGACUUUUAUGGGACAGGAUUUUAAUAUUAAAAACAUCUAUGGUUUUAAUGAUACACAUACCAGGGAUGAUAUUUUAGAAAAUUUGCAAUCUCAUAUGUUGGGCCGGGCACCAUUCAUUUUAGGAGGGGCUUUUAAUUGUAAUUUACAUGGAGGGGAUAGAAAUGGAGUCGGGGUAUUUGAAAUUGGUAAAAAAUCAGUUUUAUUACAAGACAUCUCCUGGGUUUUUAAUUUACAAGUUUUUAAAACCGUACACCCGAGAAAGGAAGGUUUUACUUGGUUCAACAGUGAUAGUACCAGAGCCUCUUGCAUCGACUAUAUACCUAACACCUGAUUGGUCACCCGUUGAUGCUUGUUUAAUUCCUGUUUUUUUUCAGAUCACCUGCUUCUGUCCUGCAUACUUUCACUGAGUUCUGGGGUGACUAUGGGGAAAGGGUUAUGGAAACUCUGCUCUCAGCUUGACGAUGAGGUCAUAGUCGAUCAGUACAGGGAGCAGUAUAGAGAUUGGCAGACCCUCCAUGAUUUGUUUGAUUCACGUGCAUGGUUGUGGGAAAUGGUGAAGGGAAGGACGCGGACGUUUUUUAAAAGAGCAGGAAGAGAGAAAAAGAAAAAGGAAAUUGGACAUAUGUUAGGACUGCAGAAAAUACUGCAAAGGUAUUUUAACUGAUCGCAAAGGGGGAUGGAUUUUAAUGACGAAGUCAAGCAGGUUAAGAUGGAAAUGACAAGUUUGGCGGAAAUUAAAAGUAAGGGGGUAAUACUUAAGAGCAGGGAAAGAGAAAUUGAAGAAGGGGAAACAUGCACCCGGUAUUUCUUCAAAACAAUAAUGAAUAAAAGUGGAGGGAUUUUUAAAUUGCAAAAUGAAAAUGGAGUAAUUAUGGAAACAAACAUGGAAAUAAAUAGGAGUGUCAAAACUUUUUACCAGACAUAAUAUGACAAGAAAGAAAUCCAACAGGAGAUUGUGACACAGGUUUUAGAUUUUAUGGAAGACAAAGUGAGGGAUCUGCUUUUAACAAGGGAUUUUGCCAUAAGUGAACUGGGCAAAUGCUUAGCAAAUUUUUAGAAAGGCAAGUCUCCAGGAGAGGAUGGGUUGCCCCUUGCCUUUUAUCUGUUGUUUUGGGAAAUUUUAGCACAGGACUUGAUCCCUGUUUUUAAUGACUUUAUCACAGACAGCCUUAUGCUGAUCCGUGACACCAUCUGUUACACAAGAGGCAGAAAUAUGCGCCUAGUAGUUUUAAAUUUAGACUUUGAAAUGGCUUUUGAUCUGGUCUUGCACCAGUACCUCUUUAUGGUACUGCAAAAAUGUGGGUCUCCUGGAAAGUUUAUAGAGUGGGUGGGAUGGACAUCAUUUGUUGUUAAUGGGAAUAUGACAAACGCAGUCAAUAUUAAGCGUCAAAGUUGUCCGUUAUCUGCCCUUCUUUAUGUUCUAUGUAUAGAACCAUUGGCACAGAUGUUGAGAAGGGACGACCUGAUCAAGGGGGUGAAAAUCCCAGUUCGCGGAGAAAUUUUAACAAUAUGCAUUUUAUACAUGGUCGACGUUAAUAUUAUCUGUUCAGACCUUUUAUCUGUCAAUAGGACUUUGGACUUGACUGACUAGUACGGACAGGCCUCUGGGUCAAAGCUAAACAGAAAAAAGACUAGAGCCCAAUUUUAUGGACAAUGGACAUCGGCGGCAAGGCGGGACUACAAAUUUGGCGGGGAUAGGGGAGUGGACACUAAUUGGGUAGACGUGGUAGGGAAAGUGAGGAAGAGACUGGGUUUGGGACAAAUGACUAUAAAAGGAAAAGUUAUUCUUAUCAAAGCUGUUAUUUUACCAUUGCUUUUACUAAUCGGUUCUGUUUUUACCCCAAAGAGAGAUACUCAUUUAGAACUCGACAGGUCCAUCUUCCGUUUUAUCUGGGGAUCCAAGUGGGAGAAGGUAAGUCGAGACACAAUUAGAAAAAGAAUGGAGAAAGGUGGAAAAGGAGUGCCAGACCUCUACUUGUUCCUGGAGAGCCUGUACGUCUCUCUCCCCCUCCAAAAUGGAUUGGGCCAGUCCAGCAAUCCGCAAAGUCAGGCUAUGGCCAGAUUCUGGAUGGGCUCCUACCUGCGCAGCCUAAAACUGUUGGUCACAGACCAAAGAUUUCCAUUGGCAUUCUUUCUGCCACCACAUUAUGCUUUUAUAAAGAAUUUCUUAAAACAUUUUAGACUAGAGAAAGAAGACAAAGGGUUAAAAAAAAAAAAAAAAACUCUUAUUCCUGUUGUGCAGGAGCGGGAUCCGGUGAGUUCAGUGUGCGGGCUUACGUUAGGCGAGCCCUCAACGGUUUGGCGCCACGUGAAUCACCCUGCACUCCCAAACAGACUCCAGGACCUAUCAUAGAUGUUUGCCCACAAGAUUCUCCCAAUCAGGACCGUCAUGCACUCCUGAGGAAUGGCAGCGCACUCAACUUGCCCCCGACCUGGUUGUGGCCACCUCCUCUGGAAGUGCACCACUGCAGUCGACCUGUGGGCGACAACCGAAAACCUGCAUUUCCUGGACUUGCCGGUUAGGAAGGUCCUAAAUGCACAGUUCUCGCUUUUUGGGGUGAGCUGCUCAGGAACACAAGGGGAGAACUUUGAAAAGCAGUGGCUCACCCUUGACACCAUCAAAGACACCAUUUGGACCUCCAGACACUUGCUGGUGAGGAGGAACAGGCAGAUCACCCCUGCGGCUGUGCUCCAAAUGGCCGCAGCAAAUAUUAUAGCUGCACGUGGCAGGCUGUUUUCUGAAAUUUCCAGGUUCACACAAGAGGAAGUGAGGUUGAAGCCAAGAUGGCACACGUGGCUAGCCGUGUCAGCGCAGGUCACCGCCCAUUUGCCACGAUAUGGCUGGUCAAUCGUCGUCGCAAGCAGCACAGGAUCCCCGGAGGAGUCGGCGCUCAUCAUCCACCAUAGGAACUCUGCUCUCUGCGUGGGGGCAGUGGGGUCCGGGCCCGAUCAUAUAGCGUCGGAAGCUGUGCUGGACUCCCCGAAGAGUCGACGUUCCUCAGCCACCAUGCAGAAAGGACACAAAGGAUGGUGGCCCAUGAUCUGA
This is a messenger RNA of Nerophis lumbriciformis (worm pipefish), 3231 nucleotides long. The record is from RefSeq and is a predicted model, not a curated record. NCBI's taxonomy places the organism in Eukaryota, Metazoa, Chordata, Actinopteri, Syngnathiformes, Syngnathidae.